Molecule: messenger RNA, 1695 nt
Organism: Hypomesus transpacificus
Lineage: Eukaryota; Metazoa; Chordata; Actinopteri; Osmeriformes; Osmeridae
Exons: 8
Coding region: 362-904 (180 amino acids)
Source: RefSeq, a predicted model, not a curated record
CUAAACAGCUGCUGAUGCUGACAGAGGUUUUUUGAAAGAAUAACAUGAUGGCCUGACAUACAUGCAGGUCUGCAAUAGUUACUAACAUCCUUUUUACAAAUUUAACACAUCUACUGACUUGAUAUAUUAACGAACCUCAUUGCCAUUCUGUCAGCUAUCUUAAAUGAGAUUAAACGACGUAGAUCAAGACCAUGGCAACAAACAUUUCGAUGAUCAAGAGCGCUGCAAUAAUGAUAUGGAUCCCUUUUUCUACCUGAAAGAUGAAGAAACAGAAAAAAGACAGCAUUCUUAAAAGCAGACAACCUGACACAACCCAAAAGGAGCGUCAUUGAAGGCAACAUUUACACACAGCCAGAACAGCAUGGCUUGUGCCGACAUUCCCAUGGACAUCCUUGGGGAGCAGAAUGAUAAUAGAGGAGACCAGAAGGGCCCAGUGAUACAACAUUACAAACCAACGAAAUUGGUGCCUUGCUCAAAGGGUCCGUUGCAUGACUUGCUACAGAAGCAACCCGCUGUCUUAGGGAGUCUGCAAUUAAUUAACGGGUUGAUGAGUUUUGGAGUCGGAGUCUUGUUCGCGGUGACCCAGGGAGUGACUCAGAGCCUUUUAGCGUUGUUCAGGGUCCCACUCCUGACUGGAUCACUGUUUUUAAUUUCUGGAUUGUUGUCCAAUCUUCUGUUCAAAUUUCCAAGAUUACUACCUGUCUGCAUGUUUGCCAACAUAGGCUCCUUAACUGUAGCGGCUGUUGGGUGCGUGCUAAUUUGCACAGAUUUCUUUGUCUCAGCACUCCAGGGUGAAUUUCUGAAGAUGGAGGUGCUGAUGCUCUGUGUGUUGGUGAUGGAAAUUAUCAUAUCUGCAGUUCUCACCAAAUGGAUUUAUGUGGAACAACGUAGUCAUUCAAAAUGAGCAAAAUCAUUCUUAGGAGGACAGCAUCCAAAAGACAUCUUACAACUGGAAAUGUGCUCCCAGUAUAUACAACUUGGAAAUAAAGAUAUGAUGUUACAGUAUGCAGUAAAACAAUUAACCAGUACCUUGUUAGUUCUCAGAGCUUUAGAGAAGCUGAGGUCUACAUCCUUUUGUAGCACAUACGCUUGCUAAAUGUGGAAUGAAAACAGCAGUAGGCUUGUGGUUAAAAAUCUAGUUUCACAAGGGCACACAGGCAAACACUGUUCAGUACAAUUUCCUUCUUGAUUUGUGGUUCCUGUUUAAGGUAUCAUUGUAUCUAUGUGCCUAUGUGCAAGGAGUUUCCAUGGUGGUGAGGGUAGGGGGAGGGCAGAUUGGGAUUUUAUGUGUACUGUAGCUGUAGCUUAGUCAAUAAUAUUGACUGUAUAAUGUUAGUAGGCUGAAGGCAUUAGGAAGAAAACAUUUUGAUAUUUUUUUGAUACUAUGGUUUAUUACUUACAUAACAGAAAACAUAACAGACUUGAAAUGCACAACAUGUUAAGAAAAGACAGACAAGACAAUAUAGCCUGCAGUAACAGGCUGCUAAUACCAACUGUCUCCAGUCAAAUUCAAAUUAGUUUGUCUUUGAAAAUUGCAUUGUAAAAAACUCAUCUACAAUAUACACAUGAAUUUCUAAUCAAUAAAACAAAUAUACAGACCAUGACGUACCAGCAUUUGUGAAAUUUUUGUUGUACUGCAUAGCAAUGUCAAAUUCACAAGACAUCAUUAUGAAAUGUCAUAAGACCUUUUUUUUA